This is a messenger RNA of Durusdinium trenchii, 4987 nucleotides long. The record is from the annotation of a GenBank genome assembly. Lineage: Eukaryota; Dinophyceae; Suessiales; Symbiodiniaceae.
AUGGCCCAGCUCACUUUUGGCCAGUGCAUCCAUUGGUCCUUUGAAGGCCAUGACUUUCGAGCUCGCCCUGAGGGGCGGGUGAAUCUCCCUGAGGACGACAUCGCUCGGCUUUGUGAUCCGUAUCUUCAUGUUGCAGCCGGCUCCUUGGGACAGAGUGUCCCGCGGAAGCCGCAUGUGUUGGCACUCUUCCGCCGGAACGUGCUACAAGCCCUCUGGGCAGAUGCCAUGAUUGCAGUGAUCUGGGAAGACUUGGAAGCAUCAUACCCUUUGCGAAUGGGCGGUGGGACCAAGUGGGCUGCACAGGUUUAUGUGGAUCGCUUUCAGCCCAUCGGUGUUGAAGCUGCUGAGUCUUGUCACUUGUAUCUCUAUGAAGUGAACUCUGCGGUUUGGAAACGUUGGGACUGCCUGGCACAAGCUUGGACGCCUGCAUCACCACCCAUCCUUUCCCGCACCAUGAGCUUUGCGGGCAUUGGAACCCGCACGCCUCCACAGCAUGCCAUCGAUGCCAUCCACAGCUUGUUCAAAGACCUCAGUGGCCACCUCAGCGACUCCGCACCUGAUCCACACCUGGACGAACCCAAAGAGAGCAACUGCUCGGGCGAGUCCCAUGGUCCAAGCGCCCUGCAUGUCCCAAGCGCGCUGUGUGCGUCUGGCCGGCGCUGGAGGCGACGUGCUCAGCGAGCGACCGAACGCGAGGUGGCCAAGCCAUCUCUGGCUCGCCGCUCGCUGUUCGCUGGAUUGCUUGCCUCUCCAGCGACUGCGCAAGCCUUGAUGCCAGAGGCAACUCCAGGCCCUACCGGUACCGGCUUCGUUUGGGACGACAGCCAUGCUGCUGGGCCAAGACGACAGCUCACGGGUGGAGUCAAGUCACAACGACAGGUCGUGACGAACUUUCACGUGGUGAGUGAGCUCAGCAAUCCCCAUGUGACCUUCUUGCGCAAGAAUGCGGUGCCAAGCUUUGUGCAGGGCGAGAAUGGCGCAGAUGAACAUGCGGAGGCGCCUCUGCCCAGCGACGAGUGCGAGGCCCUUGGUAGUUUGAACUGCAGCCUAUCUUUGCGACAGCUCAGGGCCAGUGCCCCAAGUUGCGUAGCCCUUGGAUGUCAUGGCAGCUAUGUGAGAGGACGAUCCUGUCAGUGUACUGCUCAAUGUGAUCGCCACGGGAAUUGCUGCCCAGACUACAAGCAGUAUUGUUUGAUGGCAGACAUCCCGCCUGAGACUGAGCUCCAGCUGCAGAAAGUGGAUGCCUUCUUGGAGGAGCAACCACGCCAGAGCUUUCUGAGGCAUGGUGGACUUUUACAGACCUUUGGUUCUUCUCUGGGUGGUGGCAACUGUGGUGACUUGUGCACCUUGCCCGAGCACUGUCCGGAGUUUGGUAGCUCCAAGCGCUGCCGCUUUGAUGUCUAUGACAAUGCAGUGGCAGCGAUUUACUUGACAAAGCGUGGAAAGAUUGAAUCUGCUCGAAAGAUCCUUGAUGCAUUUCUCCACUUGUUGUACCCGCCUCUGAAGAUUCCACACGUCACUUUUGGACGCCGUGAUGGGCUUCCAUCAGGCAGAUGGUUAACCCUCAUUGGCUCGUCAUACACCGACUCCGAGGUGAAGCCCGGAAUCUAUUGGGGCAAAAACGUGGUGGAUGGCGGAGUCGACACAGGCAACAACGCUUGGGUUGGUCUUGCACUGGCACAGUUUGCGGCCGAGACCGGCGAAUCUUGCUAUUUGGUCGCUGCGCAAGACAUCCUGACGGCCCUUAAGAAGGGGGCUGAUUGCGAUGACAAGCUUUUGGGCUAUAUGGCCAAGCUCAGGCCAUAUCCAGCCAACUACCGCUCCACAGAGCACAAUAUCGACGUUUUUGCCCUCGCCAAGAUCUUGGGAGACGAGGAUGCCAUGAACCGUGCGAGAGUCUUCGUCCAAGAGAUGUUUGGCCACAAUGAGAGGUAUCCCAAGAGCUUUGCCAUGGGCACCGAUGGGGCGGUUCCCUGCGACACCAGCACCAUGAAGACCGCCAUCCCAGCGGAUGCGCAGUUUUGGGCUUUGCUGGCCGGCGUUGAGAACACCAAGGAACGCCAGGUCUCCGCCCUGGAAGACUCCUUGCAAUCUGUGGAGGAUGGGGGCAUGCUCACCACUGAUGAGGACCUCAUCGGCAGGGCGAACCGCUCGGCGGGACGCGUGCGUGGCUUGCGCUUCACCAACUGGGGCAACGGCGCUCAGUGGGAGAACACCGCUUCAGCCAUGAUGGCGAUGUCCAUGUUCCAGCAAAAGUAUGGCGUGGAUGCGCUACAGGGCGUUGAGUUGGAGGAUGAGAUCAAAGGCAUCCGCCGGUCCAUGCUGAGGAUUCUCGACACGUACGGCUCGAUUCCAGCUUCUAUCUUGGGUGGCAACAAGCAGGCCUGGAAGAAGAACGAGCACGCCAGGGAAUUCCCGGGCGGAUCAGAUACAGGUCCGCGCACAGGGUUCUUGCAACGUCCGACGUUUCUCGCAAGAUGUUGGUAGUUUAUGAAAUGUAUGAAACUUGACCGCUUGGCAAAGGUUGUUUACGUUGUACAAGCUUUGAUGCUUCAUAAACUGUGCCUCAAGAAUCUACAAUCUGCUUGAUUGCAGUUGAUUGGUAGACAGUGUUUGGUGUUUCUUCCCCAAUGGCGUUGUUGAUGCUGGUGUGGCUGUCUACGCGUGUCUACGCAGUGUGUGAAGUCGUACCGUUGCAUGAAUGCUUGCGGAACGCCUCCAGAUCCGACGACUCGGACUCGUCGGUGAUGCAACUGCAUCGCCCGGUGCGUCGGUGGCUGAAGGAUCCAGACACAUCGGCAGAGGACUUGGCCUCGAAUGUGACAGAGCUGAAGCAGCAGUUGCAGAUCCUACGGUCUAUGCGGUCGUUCACGCUGACGGACGUGGGUAGCAGAGUGAACAAAGUCAAUGAUGUGGAGGAAGUCAAAGAGAGGAUUUCCUCUCUCCUGCCCUCAUUGAUCCGAACCAUCUCUCCACUCACGGCAGCAAAGCUGGGCAUUGCGAUCAGGUCCGAUGAUCUUGAGGUGCUUGGAGGACAAGAGCUGGAUUUUUCUCUCAGACGAAGAGUCAAAAAGCCAAAGAGAAAACCAGUGGCGAAGGGCUUGCCAUGGACAAAGGGACUUGUGCCUUUUUGCUUCGAUUCCAACGUCCCGAGCAACUGGAAAAUUUUGGUUGUGGAGGCGAUGCAUGAGUGGCAAAAGGCUGUUGCCUGCCUGGAUUUCCAACAAGUGGAUGCCGAUGAUGUCAGGGGUGGCUGCCAAGUCGGUCACUUUGGUUACCGAGGCAUUCGAAUCUUAAUGUCCAAUGGAAAUUUCGGCUUUAUUGGCCAGCCCAAGUCCUCUUUCAAGCAACCUGAGUUGCAUAUCUUCGAGAAUGCGAGCAUUUUACUGUAUCUUGGGAUUGUCAUUCAUGAACUUGGCCACAGUCUUGGAGUGUCACAUGAGCAUCAACGGAAAGAUCGCGACGACUAUGUGAAGGUCUUUACAAAGCGCAUCAGGGAAGACGAAUUGCGCUUCUACGAGAUCAAUGAAGAGGUUGGCAGGACCUUCCCCUACGACAUUCUUUCAAUCAUGCACUACGCCAGCACUCAUCCUACUGCGUCCUUGAAGAAAGGGGCCGAGCUCAUCAGAGCUAAGGACGAGGCGUGUGACUUCUACAUGAAACUGGACGCCUCCAUUACAUGCAGCCAGAUCAAGAAUGCAAUGGGACAAAGGUUUGGAAUUACUCAGCUUCAAGCAAACCGAGUAGCAAAACACUACCAGUCGGAGAACCCUUUGUGCAAAAGUAGCUAUGACUUUGAGAUAUCACCAACUGCUCAACUUGGCAAUACCCACUAUCCUCUCCGGCGUUGGCUCCCUCGCAGCACAGCCCCAUUCAACACUGCUUCAAGGCAAGAAUAUUCCCGGUACAAUUUUUCAAUGUAUGGAACGGGGGGGUGCAUUGAGCCAAAUGGAGACUGGUCUGUUUGGAAAGGCGAUACCGGUGGGCGUCUGAAGUUUGGGUCUUCUGGCCACCUCGCCUUCCAUCCUGCGGUCCAGCAAAAACCGGGCAAGGCAGUGUCAUGGACCAGCCGGACAUGUGGUGGUCGUCGUCGGCGUCGCAGAAGUUGCGACAGUGGGACAUCGUUUUGUUUCCAGGAUGACGGCAACCUUGUGGUCUAUCGUGGAGGACGGGCUUUAUGGACAACAGAUACCUACGGUUCGCGCCGUGCAGAUUCAAUCGCGGUUUACGACCGUCACUGGUCUGUCCUACAAGAAGGUUAUCGAAACGACAAUGACUUUGUCUAUUGGUAUGCCUAUUCAUUGGGGAGCUACCCUCCUGAGGCCCCACCUUCCAUGGAGAUACACUACUUCUCUGGGUGUGUGAGGGAUGUGGUUUGGCAGCGCCCUGAUUUGGUGGGCACACGGCUCCAGUUCUUGAACGGAAACCUUGAGCUCGUUUGCCAAAGGAAGAGAAGAAAAGGCAGCGACAACCUGAGAUCAAAGAAGAUUUGGGAGUCCGGAACUAACGAGAACCUUCUAGAUUCAAGCAACCAUUGCCUGCGUUGGAGAAGGGGUGGAAGUGGUGACGGAGAUUUGAUCAUCUACAGGAAUUACAAUAGUGACCUUGAUCGUGGAGAAGUCUUGUGGCGCUCGAGCAAUCAUGAGCAGUUCGGUGGCAGCUCGAAGAUCGUCAUUUUUGCAGCAGAGUGGACCCUUUUCGACAAAGAUGGUCUUGCGAUCGCCACCUUCCCCCCAGGCACCAACCACAUGACGCUUGACGUUGACACUUUCAGCCAAACACAAGGUCCCUUGCUGAAUGAGCCAGCAUGCCAGUAAUUCGACCAAUUCGACCAACGCACAAAGCGUGGUCUUGUUUUCAAUUACAGUUUGUUGACUGCGUGGGCCUCUGUAUUUGGCACCCUGCACAGGUACAGAGUUCCAUGCAGUUUACAGUUGCUCAGUGCUUUCCAGAAAACACCUGUGUCAGCCGUGUCAGCAGAGUGAGC